Messenger RNA from Acinonyx jubatus (cheetah), 2755 nucleotides. RefSeq names its product translation initiation factor IF-2-like. The coding region runs from base 1 to 1077 and encodes 358 amino acids. NCBI's taxonomy places the organism in Eukaryota, Metazoa, Chordata, Mammalia, Carnivora, Felidae. The record is from RefSeq and is a predicted model, not a curated record. The transcript is spliced from 4 exons.
AUGUCCACACUGGCCCUUACUGAAGGUAUGGCAGCGGCCAAACAGAAAGCUUACCCAGACACAGUUACACAAGUCUCCCAGAAAUCUGCUUCUGAACCCUCUUCAGUCCAAGUGCAAGAGCACGGAACGGUUGCAAGAGACAGUUUAAAAGAACUCUUGCUCCAGGCACGACCUCCCCCACCCGGACGCAGGCGGGCAGACGCGGCAGAGAGGGGCAGGUCUUAUUGGCGUGGAGACUGUACAAGGGCACUUUUCCUUACAACCCCCAACAGCCGCGACCCUAAGGCUUCCCCGGCCCGGAGCCGCUCCCGCGCCGCGCGCCUCCCUUCCAGUCCGCCGCUCCCGCGCCCGGAUUCCCCAAAGGGCCGCCCAGGUCGCCCUCGAGUCCCCGCCCCCCGCUUCCCCGUCGGCCUUAUCCCUCCCGGAGUACCGCUGGGCUGCAGUUCUCUGGUUUUAAUAAAACCCGAGUGGCCCCGGGCUAGCGGGCUUUCCUCCUGGAGGCAGAGGCGGGGAGAGGAAGGGAAAAAAGGAAAGGCCGGAGGAUCCCCUCACCGCCCUCCCAGAGCUCCGCGUGGGGCGAGGGCGGGCGCGCCCCGGCUCUCGGUGCCGACCCGCCCCGCAACCCCGCAGAGGCUCUCUGAACUCAGUCAGGUUUUGUUCUGCCCGAAAAAAGCACUCGCUCUCCCAGACGGCGCUUCCCUAGACCUCCCAUCCGCGAGUUCGUCCCGACAGGGCGGGCGGACCCGAGCUUACAGACCCAUCCCUGCGCUCAGGGCACAGCGUGCGGCCCCGCGGCGCCUGUCAGCGUGCAAACUCGCCGGCCUGCUGCUUCCUCCGCCGAACAGGCUGCGCGGAACGCAGAGCCUGCGCAAUAGCUGCCGUGAAGUUCCUGAUGCCCUGAACUCUGAAUCUCUCCAAGCCAGGCAGGGCAAGGUUGAGUUGCCGCGUUUUGGACCGCAGAAGCCCACUCUCGGAGCCAUCUCCUUUACAAUUGUGGAAAGGGAUCAGUUCUCCUCGGUUUUAGCUGAAAGGGUUAAAUGCAUACGGGAGACCACUGGAGUGAAAGUCUGCUGUUGAACAAGAUAAGGCAACAGCGAAAAGCACUCAAAAUUGAUGUUACAGCUUCACUCCCUUAUGAUAGACUUAAUGUGAUUUUUAUUAAGGAUUCAUACUUUUUCUUAGAGGUCACUGCCAACUUUAUGUCUGCUCCAGAGAUUAUUCCAAAGGCGUUUAAAAGGAGGAAAGGUGAAGUAAGCAACGCCUUUUUCAGCUAGACAAAUGUAAAUACUUUUAAGACAGUGUGUUGUGGUCAAGGCACGAAUAGAAGAUCCUUGCUGUUUUUCAUUGAUAUUGGAUAACUUUGGGCCUUCAUCAUCCUAAUAUCCCAUACUUUCCCCAUAUCAAGCCCCAGAAAUUAUGUCUCUCUCUUUGUGCCCUCUUAUUAAUCCAUGCCCAUUGUCUCAACAUAGUCAACCAGUUAAUGUAGGCAAAUUUAUUCUUUUACAUAAUUACAAUGUAAUGUUUAUCUUGUGCCAGCUGUGUUGUUCCAGGCACUGGGCCAUUGCACUAAGAAUACAGGUGUACAAACUGUAUACAAAUUAGGUAAUUUAAACAUACACAAAUAAUUGAGAUUUUUGAUAGUCAAUUGUCAUUCAACUCCAUAAACACUGAAUGGUUUCAGUUUGUUAGAUACAACCCUAGCUUUUAGGAAUAAAAAACUUCAAGGACCCCUGGUGCCUGUAAAGUGAUACAGUCAGGAAACAACUACUGUGCAGUGGUAAAUGCUACAGUGGAAACCAAGAUACACAGAUUAAGAGAUUUCUGAUAAAGGACCUGUGAAAAGCCUCAAAGAGUUUAGUGAAGGAAUCUCCUCUGUUCUUCACUCUUUUUCUUUUUGUUUUUAAAUAUUUAUUUUUUUUUUUAAUGUUUACUUAUUUUUGACAGGAGAGACAGAGCAUGAGCAGGGGAGGGGCAGAGAGAGAGAUGGAGACACAGAAUCCGAAGCAGGCUCCAGGCUCUGAGCUGUCAGUAAAUGUUUAUUUAUUUGAAAAAGAGAGCACUAGAUGGGGAAGAGGCAGAGAGAGAGGGAGACACAGAAUCCAAAGUAGGCUGCAGGCUCUGAGCUGUCAGUAAAGAGCAGAGCCUGUCUUGGGGCUCACACUCACCAACCAUGAGAUCAUGACCUGAACCAAAGUCUGAUGCUCAACUGACUGAGCCACGCAGGCACCCCUGUUCGUCACUUCUGCUAUCAGCCCAAGGCCAGAACUUGUUCAGCUCUCUAUUACCCUAUCCAAGUCCUGUCUUUCCAGGUUUUAAAAGUUUCAAAUUUAACUUAGUAUUCCAAAAAUCUCAAGUUUUACACUACAGUUGCUUUUAUUGUGCUCACUUAUCAAUAAAGUAUUUUAAGCCUAUACUACCAAAAUAUUUGUGUUUAUUUUUAAAUUAUGGACUCAUGUAACUGUCAAGUCAUACAUGAAAUAUUAAACUUUUUUUCUUAUUUUAAGGUAAAGGUAAAUAUAAAGUGAUACUAUUUUAUGCAUGUUGCUUUCUGACUACCAUCUUGCUCAAUCCAUGGGAUGCUUGUACCCCCACUUUAAAGAUCACUGCUUUAGGUUGUAAAUUCCAUUAGAAGGGGAAACAUGUUGAAUUUUGCUCAUUGUUUAUCUGCUGAUCUUAGUACAGUCCCUGGUAUAUAAGCUUAAUAAAUAUGUUUUGAGUGAGUGAAUGAGUGAAUUCUUACUCCCUCUCAUCCUCA